AAUAAAAUGAAAUGUAGAUCAAAUACAGACACAAUCAUUUUGUUUACUCGCUGACCAUCAUCUCUUUGCCUUUUUUCCCCAACGAAUCUGUGCUAAAGAAUCUCUCUCACAACUGUCUGUCAUCGCCCUUAAAAUAUCUGCUUUCAAAUCGCAUUCUUCUACUUUGCAUUCAACCAUCUGUAAUCCGCCUCAUCUCUCUCACUCGCAUUUCAGGUGCAUAUGUUUUCCAGUAUGUUUCUGUCCAGGUAGAAAACCUGAAAAUUGUGACAUAGGUGCUGGAGGAGAUAAAAUUUUGAAAACAGUUUAAAAAUGGUGUUCUGGGAAGGAUACGCGAGUGAUGAAACAAUGGGGACGUUUGCUCCGCUUGUGGUGUACUGGUUGUAUGCUGGGUUUUAUCAGCUCCUCCCUCGGUUAGAUAAGUAUAGGUUGCACACCACAACAGAAGAAAACGAGAAGAAUUUGGUGCCGUUGGGAUCUGUGAUCAAGGGUGUUCUCCUUCAGCAAUUUUUCCAGGCUGUUGUUGCUGAAUUGCUCUUCUUGAUAACUUCAAAUGCAAGUUCUUCUGGGAACAUUGUCCAACCCUCUCUUCCUGUUCAAGUCGUGCAAUUUGUAAUUGCUAUGCUGGUUAUGGAUACAUGGCAGUACUUUGUGCAUCGGUACAUGCACCAAAACAAGUUUCUCUACCGACACAUACACUCUCAGCAUCAUAAAUUAGUGGUCCCUUACGCCAUCGGGGCUCUCUACAACCAUCCGCUGGAAGGCCUUCUACUAGACACAUUUGGUGGUGCUAUAUCCUUCCUCGUUUCUGGAAUGACUGCACGCACUGCUGUUUUCUUCUUCUGUUUUGCUGUGAUCAAGACCGUUGACGAUCACUGUGGGCUCCGGCUGCCAGGCAAUAUCUUCCAUCUACUUUUCCAGAACAACACCGCUUACCAUGACAUCCACCACCAGCUCCAAGGUACGAAAUUCAACUAUUCUCAACCGUUCUUCCCCUUAUGGGACAAACUGCUUGGGACGUACGUGCCAUAUACACUAGUAAAGCGGCCCGAAGGAGGUUAUGAGGCGAGGCUGAAAAGAGAUUAGUUGCUGACCUUUUUGUUGUGCCACUCUCAAAGGAGAAGCUUAGGUUCUUCAGUAGGAGCUCUGUAUGUUUUCAAAGAGAGUGAAAAGUCAUCUGUAGCUUAUUAUUUUGUUAAUUUUUUCCCCCAAGUGACAGUGGGUAACCUAGUUUAUUUGCUAAAUUUCCUUCAUCAUUGAUACAAUUCAUAUGUAUUAUUCAACAGUAAUGAUCUUCUGGCUUCUGGUGUGCAGAUUUGCUCCCUACUCA
Molecule: messenger RNA, 1327 nt
Organism: Salvia miltiorrhiza (redroot sage)
Lineage: Eukaryota; Viridiplantae; Streptophyta; Magnoliopsida; Lamiales; Lamiaceae
Product: very-long-chain aldehyde decarbonylase GL1-9-like
Exons: 3
Coding region: 310-1083 (257 amino acids)
Biological process (GO): lipid biosynthetic process
Molecular function (GO): iron ion binding; oxidoreductase activity
Source: RefSeq, a predicted model, not a curated record